GAGGGGCAGAGCAGGCGGGAGCAAGCAAGCAGAGCAGAGCAGAAAAUCGCAUCACCACCGACACCAACAACAAUAUCACCACCACCACCAUCAACCACCGCGGAGGCGGGCAGAUACAUCAUCAGUUGGGAGAUCUUCUGCUCACUUUCUCUGAGAUGUACACAUGAAGAGGGAAUUCGACAGCUCCACUUAAACUGCGCUCGCAUGGAGAGGCGUAGGGCCAUGCAGCUGUCAGCGCUGCUGCUGCGGCUGCUGCUGCUGCUGCUGCCGCUGCCGGCUCCGGCGCAUCCAUCGCACUCGCCGCUGCCGCGCUCCUUCCCCGACGCCCGCCCGCUCACUCACCUCGCGUACAGUCCCGACACGGGCGACGUCUACGUGGGCGGCACCAACCGCCUGCUGCAGCUGACGGCGCUGCUCGCCGACAAGGCGGAGGCAGUGACGGGUCCCGUGCCCGACAGCCUCGAGUGCCUGCCGCCCUUCCCGGACGUGUGCGAGGUGCGCGAGGCGGACGACGCCGUCGUGCUGCUGGCGCUGGACGCGGCGCGGGGCCGCGUGGUGGCGUGCGGCAGCGUGCACCACGGCACCUGCACGGAGCGCGACGCGGCCAACGUCAGCCGCGUGCUGUACCGCGCCGACGCGCCCACCUCGCUGCAGGCCGUCGUGUCGGGCGCCGAGGCCGCGGUGGGCUUCGUGGCGCGCGCCGGCGAGCGCGACAUGCUCUUCGUGGGCACCGCGGGAGGCCGGCAGAAGCUGAAGCCGCUCUCCAUCCGCUUUCUGCCGCCGGCGGGUGGCGCGGGCCCCGGCGUGGGCGACCCGUUCACCCACGACGACGAGUACUACCUGCGUGGGGAGUACUCGCAGUUCGACCACAGCUUCGUGGCGGCGUUCGAGGCCGGCCAGUUCGCCUACUUCGUGUUCCAGCGCAAGGAGCCGCGGUUCGCGCGCGGGGACCCGCGCACGUUCGUGGGCCGCUUCUGCAAGAGGGACCUCAACUUCCUGUCGUACGUGGAGGUGCCGCUCGCGUGCGACGCCUCCGGCCCGCCCGGCGAGCCCGGCUCCGGGCGGCAGCACGUGCUCGCUCGCGCGGCGUCGCUCGGCCGCCUGGGCUCGGAGAUCGCGUCCGGGGCGUCCGGGGCGGCCGGCGAGCAGGCGCUGUUCGUGGCAUUCGCCGAGGAGGCGGCGGCGUCGGCGGGCGCCGCGACGGCAUCAUCGCUGUGCGCGUUCGCCGUGCCGCGCAUCAACGAGGCCGUGGAGAAGGCGCGCGAGGCGUGCUACCGCGGGGAGGACGCCUCGGCCUACGUGGAAUACGUCAGCUCGCUCGUGUGCACCAACAGUCACGUCUCGAGUGGGCAAGCGGCGGAGUGCGGCGUCGACCACCUGCCCAACCCCAUCGUGGGUCGCCAGACGCUGGUGUCGCCGGCGCUGGCCGUGUUCCCCGACGUCCACCUCACGGCCGUCGCCACCACCCUCGUCGAACAGCGGUGGACGAUCGCCUUCGUGGGAGACUCCGCGGGGCGACUCGUGAAGGCAUUUCUACGCGGAGCCGACAAACCCCUUGGCAACUGGACUCUUCACCAGGCCGAGUCGGCCAUUAACAGAGACCUGGUGUUCGAUGGGACACAAGAAAACCUCUACGUCAUGUCUGAGAGCCAGGUGGCGAGGGUCCCGGUCUCGGACUGCGGCCGUCACAAAUCGUGCGCCGGGUGCGUCUCUACCGGAGAUCCGUACUGCGGGUGGUGCGUGCUGCUCGGGAAGUGCACCAGGCGUGCGGAGUGCCCCGAGGCGGACGUGCAGGACGCGUGGCUGUGGAGCCCCCGCGAGGAGUGCCCGGCCGUGAGCGGCGUGUCGCCCCACAGCGUGAGCCGCCAGCAUCCCCAGCAGGUGACGCUGACGGUCGCCCACCUGGUGGAGGUGACCAACUCCGAAUCUCUGCGCUGCCAAACCGAGGGCCACUUCACCCCGGCCACGAUCGCCGGGAAUCUUGUGCGCUGCCAGAGUCCGUCUCCCGACCUCCUGCCGUGGAACGGGAAAGACCACGUGGAGGUGGAGAUUGCCGUGCAGCAUGGAGACAUCACGUUGGUGACGGCUCGGCUGCUCGUGUUUGACUGCUCGGCCCUGGCGCGGCUCAACCCCCGAGCACCUUGUGCUGCAUGCUCUGGGAGCCCCUGGCCAUGCAACUGGUGCGUGGAGGAACAGACGUGCACCAGCGGAGCUUGCAGCCAAGGAGACGUGAUUGGCAAUCAGCGUGAGAGCAGUGAUUCUAAUCUGGACAUGAAAGGCCCGCAAGCCUGCCCUCGCCUCGAGGCGCUGGUGAAGCCUUCCCUGGUCCUGGCGGGGCGGCCGUGGAAGCUGUCUCUCCUCGCCAAGCGAUUGGGCCUCCUCAAGGCGGCGACCUACGAGUGCGCCGUCGCCACCGACCUGGGAGUCGUCGUUUCGCCGGCCGUGGUGGAGAAGGUGGAAAAGGACACGUGGGCUUUGAGCUGCUCGGGAACGUUCGACUAUGGCAGUGAUUCCGAGGAGCUGGAGGCACCCAUCUCUGUGCGCUGGUCAAGCGACCCGCAGAAGUCCAUCGAUGCCCUCGCCAACCUGACGCUGUACAAGUGCGGGGUUGGCAGGAGCGACUGCAGCCUGUGCCAGGCGGUGGCGCAGGAACGCGCGUGCGUGUGGUGCGGGGAGCCGGCCGCCUGCACCUUCAAGGAUGACUGCGGCUCUCCCUCGCAGGAUGUGUGCCCGGCCCCCACCAUCACACGCGUGGAGCCAACCUCGGGCCCACGGGAAGGAGGGACGCGGGUGACCAUCUCCGGGGUCAACCUGGGAAAGGACGUCUCCGACGUGGAGGCUGUGAGCGUCGGUGGCGCUGCCUGCACCAUCCUGCCCCAGCUCUACCAGGUGUCCGUCAGGAUCGUGUGCGAGACGGGCCCUCUGCCGGACUUGGGGCCCGUUGACGUUGGGGUGACGGUGAAGGGCAAGGAGGCCGCGUCACUCCCACAGGCCUUCACGUAUACGGACCCACAGCUGAGCGAAAUGAGCCCUGCAUGGGGCCCCGUGUCUGGAGGAACAAGAGUGACCAUUCACGGGCAGCACUUGGACACCGGCCACGAAGUCGAUGUGUUUCUGGGAACCACUCCCUGCAGGCUGGAGAGGUGGCAGGGCGGGCAGCUCGUGUGCGUGACGGGCGCAGCCCCGGAUCCGGGUCAGGUGAUGGUGCGCGUUGAGUUUGGUCCCAUGGCGGAGAGGACGCUGCUGGAGCCGUUUCAGUACUGGCCGAAUCCCGUCAUCGUGUCCUUGUCUCCACUGGAGAGCUUCUACAGUGGUGGCCGCAAUAUCACGGUGUUGGGGGAGCGGCUGGACUCGGUGCAGAGCGCGCGUAUGUUGGUGCGCGUGCGUGGGUCCGGUGCCUCCUCGGCCUACGGCGUCCCCGCGGCCCGCGUGCGACGAGCCCUGCCCGCCACGCACGCCCAGCCCGCCCAGCCCGCCCAGCCCGCCAGCGAGCCCCCGUACGGCCGCUGCACGGUGCAGGCCGAGGACCGCAUGCUGUGCCUCUCCCCGGACGUCCGGGCCGCCCUGUCCGCCGUUGGCAGCGGCGGCGGCAACGCGGGCCGCGCGACCUCCGCACCCGCGAAGCUGCAGGCCGACGUGUUUAUCCGCAUGGACGCGCUGGAGCUCGCCCCGGACGACGGGAAGCCCUUCCAUUACUUCCCUGACGCCGAGAUCUUCCCGCUGAACCGAGACAGCCCCAACUCGCCGUUCCGCCACAAACCGGGCAGCCUCAUCACCGUGGAGGGACAUGAACUGGACCGGGCGUUGGGCCAGGGCGAGGUGAGGGCCUUCCUCGGCUCGGCCGAGUGCGUCAUCAAGACCCUGUCUAUGCAGCACCUCUACUGCCAGCCGCCAGCUCAGCCACCCGACGGACAGGAGCCCGCUCAGUUCCGGGUGGUGAUGGGAAACCGCGAGUACCACCUGGGCGCCGUGGAGUACGAGACGGACUCGGGCGUCGUCUUCCCACUCGAGGCGCAGAUCGCGGCGGGCGCCGGCUCGGGGGUCGUGGCGCUGCUCGUCGUCAUCGUCAUUGUCGUCUACAGGAGGAAGAGCAAAAAGGCUCUGCGUGACUACAGGAAGGUGCAGAACCAGCUGGAGGACCUGGAGAUCAGUGUGCGCGAUCAGUGCAAGAAGCAGUUCUCCGACCUGAUGACGGACAUGGAAGACAUGUCGAGCGACCUGGUGGUGACAGGCAUCCCCUUCCUCGAGUACCGCACCUAUCGCGAGCGCAUCUUCUUCCCGGGCCAGGAGGCACCCCUGGCGAAGAGUCUGUCCGUGGCGGAUUCACGCCGAGCCACCAUGGAGCAGGGCCUCUUCCACCUCUCGAACCUCCUCAACAGCAAGCUCUUCCUCACCACGAUGAUCCACACGCUGGAGGGACAACCCAAGUUCUCGGCACGGGACCGUGGCUGCGUGGCGUCGCUGCUGACGGUGGCGCUGCAGGACAAGCUGGAGUACUACACGGACAUCCUCAAGACGCUGCUGGGAGACCUGGUGGGGCAGUACGUGGCCAAGAACCCCAAGCUCAUGCUGCGCAGGACGGAGACGGUGGCAGAGAAGAUGUUGACAAACUGGAUGUCUGUGUGCCUCUACAAAUUCCUCAAGGACACGGCGGGCGAGCCCCUGUUCAUGCUGUUCCGCGCCAUCAAGCAGCAGGUGGAGAAGGGCCCCGUGGAUGGCGUCCUGCGCAAGGCCAAGUACUCGCUGAACGACACCCGCCUACUCGGCGAGGACGUCGACUACCAGAGUCUGGUGAUUAACGCGACGGUGGAGAACUCGGGGGAGGAGGGUCCCGUACUCGUGCGGGUUCUGGACUGCGACUCCAUCGGCCAGGUGAAGGACAAGAUCCUGGACCAGGUGUACCGCAACGUGCCGUACUCGCAGCGACCCAGCGUCGACACCGUAGAGCUCGAGUGGCGGAGCACGUUCGCCGGGCAGUUCACGCUGUCGGAUGAGGACCUGACGUCGGUGGUGCAGGGACGCUGGCUGCGCAUCAACACCCUGCGGCACUACCGGAUCCAGGAGGGAGCGCGCAUGUUCCUCGUCCCACGCUCGCUGGAAAACCGGGCUUGCCCACAGCCUCACCGCGACCUCACAGCCGGCGCGCGCUCGAGCUGCCCGUCGGAUCGAGACGACGAGGACGGCGUGAGGAGGUGGCACCUCGUCAAGGCCACAGAGGAGCCCGAGAUUCAUGCCGGGCGACGCAAGGGCAGCAUCCGUGACCGCGCGCAGACCAAGGUCAUCCCAGAGAUCUAUCUGAUGCGGCUUCUCUCCAUGAAGAGCAUCCUGCAGAACUUUGUGGACGACCUCUUCACGGUGGUGCUGAGCGCACGGGGCGCCGUCCCUGUCGCCGUCAAGUACUUCUUCGACUUCCUCGACGAGCAAGCGGAGAGGCACGGCAUCACCGACGCCGAGACCCUGCACAUCUGGAAGACGAACAGCCUCCCGCUGAGGUUCUGGGUGAACAUCCUGAAGAACCCUCAGUUCGUGUUCGACGUGCACGUGUCGGACAUCACGGACUCGGCGCUCACCGUGAUCGCCCAGACCUUCAUGGAUUCGUGCACGACCGUCGAGCAGAAGCUUGGAAGGGAUUCACCAAUCAACAAACUGCUGUACGCAAGGGAAAUCCCACGGUACAAGAAGAUGGUGGAAAAGUACUAUGCCGACGUGCGGCAGAUGUCCCCCGUCAGCGAUCAGGAAAUGAACGCUUUCCUCGCCGAGGAGUCGAGGAACAACGGAGGAGAGCUGAACACAAUGGUGGCCUUGCACGAGCUGUACAAGUACAUCAUCAAGUACUACGACCAGCUCAUCACGGCGCUAGAGGAGGACCCCGUCGCGCAGAAGAUGCAGCUGUCCUACCGUCUGCAGCAGGUGGCAGCUGCCCUGGAGAACAAGGUCACAGAUCUGUGAGCCCCACGGCAAUCGUGCAGACUGCGACCCUUGACCCGGGGUCUCUGGGGCUCAACGUCGCUAACCCCUCGCCACGACAAGUGGACCUGGACCACCCUUGUCGCUCGUGUUCUACACAUCCCAAGAUCGUCGAUGAAAUCGGCGGUUUUGCCGUCGACCCGUGCGCAAAAGCUCUGUCGGCCGUGGAAAAAAACUCGCCUAUUGUGGAGCGGAGGGAAGCUGUGUACAAGUACAGUACUGUGAUUGUCCAAGUGUGAAGUGUGUGUAUCGUGUGUGUGUAAUGCUGUGUAGAUAUGUCUUAGUUUACAGAGUAAUUCAUUAGUUUAUAUUGUGUGUGCGUGUGUGGGCCCACGUGUGUGGUGUGAUUAGGAGGUGGUGUCGUAGUGGUUAGCGCACUGCAGCAUUUCCAGUGUUCCAGGUUCAAUUUCAAGCUAUGAACAACACAAGUUGGAAGUGGGAAUUGAACCUGGAUUUGUCCUCCCCUAGGUUAGCUGAGCCUAAAAUGAGUACCUGGAGCAGUGUAAUCAAUAGCACUAGGCUGGAACAAUUGAGGCUGGGAGUGCUGCUAGCUUUGCCGUCCUUAAUAUGUGCUCGCUAACAGCACUUGCCCCAACAGUCUAAAAGGCUAAAUGGGGGAUCUAGUUUGUGUGUGUGUAUAUGUAUAUAUAUUUAGCACCGAGGGGGUUAUAUAUUGUGUACUUAGUGUAUGUGUACCACAUGCAUUAUAUAUACAUAUUUAAGUAUAUACAGUACGAGCAUUCUAUAUACACUUCCAAUUACUUUAGCAAUAAAUGUGCGUGUGUGUGUGUGACACUGAAACUUAAUGCAUUUAUGUACAUAUGUCCUCCAAAACAGUAAGGCAUAGUGCUGCAAACACACCCUUCCCUUCACCAAAUACAAACGUCACUUAAGGCUGUGCUUCCACAUAAUGUAGGGUCCUGGCAGAAAUAGCGUAAGUUAGAUCUAUGAUUGUUCAGUAUAAUGCAUUCCAUGUUGUUGAACUACAGGAAUAUUCCUUUUUCCACUGGCACAUCCGAGACCGCGCCAUACAGAGCCAGCCUAGCACGGGUCAGGAGGCAGGCUUUUCCACUGCAGAAGCCGAGCCAUGCCGCUGACAUGGCACGCAGUGUGUAACAUGGAGACGGAUGACACGCCGUGUUUGAGUUGACUUGCGCGCAGAUAUACAUACUCGCACUGUUCAAUGCUCCAAGGCUUUCGACUGCUGGAUGCUAUUUUAUUGAUUUUCUUUAAGUGGUGAUGUUAGAUGCAUUGCACAUGUCAUUAGCACUGCCACCUGUGAGGGCCCUGCACUGGCUCGGCUCAGAUUUGCCAGUGUAAAAGGGGUACAAGUGGUCAAUCAAAACUGGGUACUUGGGCGCUUCCUCGGUUUAAGAUGCUUUCUCGCAAGAAUCCGAGCUUGUGUUGCUGCUCAUGUGUUGGAUGCAAUGCAGUGUAGGCACCGAUGAAGAAUCUUAAAGCAAAAUCAAAGCUUGCAGGGAGAAACUAAACGGAGAUGCAAUGCUGACUAAAUUGCCUUAUUUUUGUUGUAUGAUUUUAAUAUUCUUUUUAUGGGAUU
This is a messenger RNA of Lethenteron reissneri (Far Eastern brook lamprey), 7525 nucleotides long. RefSeq names its product plexin-B3-like. Gene Ontology annotation, biological process: positive regulation of axonogenesis; semaphorin-plexin signaling pathway; regulation of cell shape. Gene Ontology annotation, molecular function: semaphorin receptor activity; protein binding. The record is from RefSeq and is a predicted model, not a curated record. Lineage: Eukaryota; Metazoa; Chordata; Hyperoartia; Petromyzontiformes; Petromyzontidae. Gene Ontology annotation, cellular component: plasma membrane; semaphorin receptor complex.